Molecule: messenger RNA, 2097 nt
Organism: Copidosoma floridanum
Lineage: Eukaryota; Metazoa; Arthropoda; Insecta; Hymenoptera; Encyrtidae
Source: RefSeq, a predicted model, not a curated record
AUGGUUAAUGCUGCAGUCGCUUUAGGUUCAAUCACCGCAGGCAUCGGCCCUAGAACUUUGAAUAAAUUAUCAGCAUGUGUUGAUAUGCCUGGGAUGACAAAUCACAUGUUUAAAAGAUACGAGAGAGAAAUAGGACCAGUCAUAGAACAAGCUGCCAAGGAAAGUUGCGAACGUUCGGCACUUGAAGAGAAACGACUAGUGAUUGAGAAUAUACAAACGCUUUAUGAUACACUGCCUACCAAUAUUGCAAGGGAUUUGUAUCCAGAAAUAAAAGUCAUGAACUCAGCAAUAGAAGAGAGCAACAACAAUUCACAAGUUAAUCAAGACAAAUUUGAUAUAGCCUACGACAGCCUGAACGGAUACGCAGCUAUCAUAGGAUUCUUGUCUAAAAAAGUACUGGAUUUCACCACCAGAAAUCGAAAAUGUGCCAAGUGUGAUAAAGAUUGUAGCAAAGAAGAUCAUGAUUGCCGAGAAAAUUUUCAAGGUUCUGCGAAAGCUAUGGAAGCUCAUGCUGGUGUGCAACUAAUAAGAAAUAGUGUAAUUCUAAAAAACAACCAAUUAAAUGUUGGAGUUGUCAUUGGUGAUGAGGAUAGCAGUAUGAUAGCUACCGUGAGAAAGGCCGUCAGUCAAAAUGAAGGAAAUUAUAGGGAAUUGGCAGGAGUGUUGAAAAAUAUUCCAGACCACGUUUACAACAGGCAUGAAAAUUGUGGUCCUUGGUGUAAUCGUCUACGAGGGCUUGAGAAACAAACAAUUAUUCUAACUGACGAUAAACUGUAUGAAAAAAUAAAAAUUAUUUUUGCUAAGUACGCUAAUAAUGGGGGAAAGUUUUGUGUUGCAGCUUCGAGUCAAGCGAACGAAAGCCUAAAUAAUAUGAUUACGGGCAGAGCACCGAAAGCAAAGUGUUAUAGCAAAAGUGAAUCUGCGGAUUAUAGAGUAGCAAGCGCUGUGCUCUCAAAAAAUGAUGGAGAUUAUUCUAUUGUAGUUGUAAGACAAAAGCUUGAUUUACCUGCUGGCAUGCACGUGAAGAGUUAUUUUGCGAAAAUUGAUAAUGAUCGGAAGAGAAAAUCUGCUGAAAAAAAUACAAGAAAAGCCAAAUUAAGGAGAUUACAACUAACAAAAGAACGAAAAAUCUUACGUCAAAAAAAAGAAAAGCUAGAAGAUGUUGUUUAUCAAUCAAAUUGUGGUAUAAAUUCUAUUCAAAAAAGUAUAGUCCCUGCCAAAAAUGUAAGUGAUACAUCAACACCGAGCUAUGAUAUAGUUUAUUUUGAUAUAGAAACUUCAGAUCUGAGUAUAGAUUGUGAUAUUCUCCAAAUAGCAGCUGUAUGUGGUGAAAAGAAAUUUAGUAUUCAUGUAAAUCCUAGUCAAAAAAUUUCCCCUCAUGCAACAAAAGCCAACGGUUUGUCUGAGUUAUGCGGUGAAUUGUAUUUUUUGGGGAGCAAAGUAGUAACGUUAACUUUACAUGAAGCUUUAUUGGCAUUAUCUUAUUUUUUACGUAGAAUUUGUAAUUCAUGCAUAUUAGUAGCUCAUAAUGCUCGUUUCGAUGUACCGAGAUUGAUAAGGGCGAUAGAAAAUACGGAAUUGAAUGAUAAGUUUAGAAUGAUACAGAGAUUUUCAGACAGUUUAGCGAUGCUUAGACAGAUUUAUCCACAGAAAAAAGGAACUGGAGCGUUCAAACUAAUAAAUUUAGCCAACGAUUUAUUAGGACCUCAAAAUGCUGAUCUUUUCCACGAGGCUCUUUUUGACGUUACAGUCUUGAAAAGCAUGGUUAAUAAAGCAGAUAGAAAAGAUUUAUUGUUAUCUUUAUCAAUAACAUAUCAAGAAGUAGUAUUACGUUACAGAAACAACGAUAAAAUCAAUAGCGGUAUCACUAAAUUAGGCGAUUUGAAGAUAAUCGUUUCUAAAAUUAUUUUACAAAAACUUUCGCUUGCGGACAUUGAUUUGAAACAGUUGAGAGAUUUAUAUAAAAAGGAUAAGGCAGAAGGAAUAAUAAAUAUCCUCUCCUCCAAGUCAUUUAACAAAAAUUUGAUUGGAAAUAGGUUGACGGUUGUCAACUUUCUCUUAAAUCGACAGAAGUUGAGAUAUAAGCAACAAAACUAA